GGAUCCUCUCAGCUUCACAGCCAGUCUCAUCGCAGUUCUCCAGGCUACCAAUGUCGUCCUGUCAAUAUGCUACAGCUACGCAUCGACUACUAAACCGUGGGGCUUAUGCGACGAAGUGAGAAAUCUAGGCGGAGUUCUGGAACGGCUGUUGUCACUCGCUCGACAAGACGAGCUGCCAUCCCUGAGGGUACUAUGCCAACCCGGUGGGCCACUGGAGAAAACGCGCGAGUUCCUUGAAGAGCUGGAAUGCCGGCUAGCUCCGGGUGAUUCUUCGAGACGGAGGGCUUUUGCCAGUGCCUUGAGCUGGCCACUGAGGGAGGCGGAGACUAGAAGGGCUAUGGAGGAUAUUGGGAGAUUAAAGAGCACGCUUAGUUUGGCUUUGGAUGCUGAUCAGACGAGCCUUAUCUUGGCUAUCAAAGAGACGGCUUCAGUUAGUCGCGAGGCAAUUCUAGAUACUCGGGAUGACAUUGGGUGUAUCCGACAGAUCUCUCAGCGCGCUGAACUUGAUACCCAACGUGCAAAGGUGAAGGCAUGGUUAUCUGCACCUGAUCCAUCAACAAACCACAAUGCCGCCCACCGGAAAAGACAAAAAGGAACCGGGGAAUGGUUUCUACAAAGUAAAGAGUUCAUGAGGUGGAGGGCGGAUCCAUCCUCAACGCUCUGGCUUCAUGGAAUCGCUGGGUGCGGGAAAACCGUUCUGAGCUCGCUCAUCAUAGACUCCAUGCUGGAGCUUUACAGGGGGAGCUCAAAGACUGCCACUGUUUAUUUCUAUUUUGAUUUCCAGGAUAUCGGGAAGCGGUCUCCCGAAGCAAUGUUGCGGUCGCUUGUGCAUCAACUGCUGGCAGCGAUUGACUACAUUCCCUCGAAAGUAGAGGUAUUAUUCGCAUCGAAGAAUGGACAGCAGCCUACUACGACCGAUUUGCUUGAGGUAUUUAAGGAAUGCAUCUUAUCAUUUGAAGAGGUGUUUAUUAUCGUGGAUGCGAUCGACGAGUGUGCAGAACGGCAUCUGCAAUGGGAUAUAAUCCAACAGAUUACGGAAUGGCGCCUUCAACAACAGCACUUACUCUUAACAGGGCGCGGGGAACUGGAAGCCGACAGGCGAUUUCAAAGCUUACCUCGCAGCGUCAAGGUUCCUAUUCAAAGCGCUCAGGUGGACGAGGAUAUACGGCUAUAUAUCAGAGAACAACUUCUCACGGAUCGCAAACUAAAACGGUGGAAUAAUCGUGCAGACAUAAAAGAAGAGAUCAUGGAAGAACUGGUAAACAAAGCCCAUGGGAUGUUCCGAUGGGCUGCCUGUCAGCUGGAUGCGCUUGGAAACUGUCUAAGCCCCUCUAUGCUGCGUAAAAGGCUGGAUUCUCUUCCUGCAACGAUGGACGACAUGUACACGCAGGCAAUCACAGAGAUUGAUGAAGAGCACGCCGAUCUAGUGGUCAAGGUGCUAAAGUGGCUUACCUAUUCCGCCCGACCAUUGUGCGUGGCCGAACUAGCUGAAAUUGCAACCAUUGACGACAAAUCAGGUCAGUUCAAUCAUGACCAAAGGCUUGUAGAUCCGCUGGAUAUACUCAACAUAUGCCCGUCUAUCUUUGUGGCCACGGCGCCGGAUGGGCCCCGGCAUCAAUCAUUGAAUGAUCGCAAGACACAGCAGAAAGUACGACUUGCCCACCUCUCCGUCAAGGAGUUCCUUGUAUCAGACCGCAUUAAAACUGGGCCGGCAAAGCAUUGCGCGCUGUCCGCGCGCGACGCGCACGCCGUUACUGCCAGAGAUUGUCUAGCCUAUCUGCUCCAAUUUAGGUGUCCGUACACCAGCAUACCUGAUACAGUGAAGUCCUCGCCGUUGCUUAGUUACGCGACAAACUACUGGCCCAUGCACGUGAAGCUUUCCGGUCAGGACACACGAGAUGCUUACUAUCCAUUAGUACUCGAGCUAUUUAACUUGAAGACGGCUUAUCUUAACUGGGCGUCCUUCUUAGAUGGAUAUACACCGUUUGACGAUGUGGCUACCGAGGACAGCUUUAACCAACCUCCAUCGCCUCUUUACUAUGCCGCGUCGUUUGGACUGUCUACCGUUGUGAAAGAGCUAAUCAAUACUGGUAGACCUGUGAAUGGAUCCAACGGACCAGCCGGAUCUCCGCUGGCGGUAGCAGCCCUGUCAGGACAUACGGAAACCGUUCAGACGCUGAUAGAUAAUGGGGCAAUUGUUAAUUCGGUUGGGCCUUUGGGAUCUCCACUACAUGUGGCUGCAAGUGAAGGCCAUGUUGGAAUCGUUGAAGCUCUUCUCCACGCAGGAGCAGAUCCCAACAUUCAAGAUGACUUCGGUGCAACGGCGCUUGGAAUAGCGAGGAAGCAUAUGCGUCAAGACAUUGUUCAACUACUCUCAUCAGCAUGAUUCAUUUUGUAUUACGAUAUUAGGCUUUAUGCAACAGAUAAAGCGUCAUCUUUAUCUGCUAUGCUUCACUGGAUAGUUCUAAGACGUAUUAUCUUGCUGCGGCUGAUACCCUUGGCGCUUCUGUAUGUGGAUUGAGAGCCACGUAAUGAGUUGUUACGUCCACCGUAGAACUUGCGUAGACAGGCAAUAAUGUGCUGUAAAC
Molecule: messenger RNA, 2588 nt
Organism: Aspergillus alliaceus
Lineage: Eukaryota; Fungi; Ascomycota; Eurotiomycetes; Eurotiales; Aspergillaceae
Exons: 4
Coding region: 338-2386 (682 amino acids)
Molecular function (GO): protein binding
Source: RefSeq, a predicted model, not a curated record